AUGAAAUUAGUGAAACCGCCCUUCUAGAUUAGAGAAAAAUAAUGGGACAAUCGUUUUUAUUUGGGAAAGCUGAGUGAUCAUGAAAUUAAGAAAUAGUUUAUGAUUAAAAAGAAAUCAGUAAAAAGACCUACAUCUACAAAUAAAAUUGUAGUAGAUGAAAAAUCAUUAGCAAUACGACUUUAUGAAUUAUAAUUAUUGUGGGAAUAAUUCCGUAUUCCUUAAUUUCAUAGAGCUUACUUUCUUCAAUACAAUGAAAAAGAUCUUGAUGCUAUUUUAAGAGAAACUGCUGAUAUCAAGUUGAAGUAAUCAAUUGUACAAAAGUUAAUGAGUCUAAUAAAAGGUAGGGAGAGAUGUUUAAAUUUUUUAAAAACUGAAACAUUUGAAGAACAUAAAUUUUCAGAGCUUUUAUUUCAUCUAAGAAUUUUAACAGUCAAUGUUAUUGAGCAAUUUAAAAAAUGGAGAGAUUCUUUAAAUAGAUGUGUUAGAUGGAGAAUAGAUGAAAUAGAUUAUCUUGUAUAAUUAAGAGGAGAUCUUGAUUUUCUAAAAGAAUAUUAUUAAGAUUACUAAAGAGAUCCAUUUUUGUUAUGGUUAUAUAAAUUAGGUAAGUAUGACACAGUACAUUCAAAUUAUCAUUAAUUAUAAAAAGAUAUGAUGAAAAGAAUUCGUGAUUGGUAAUAAUCAUAUAAUAUAUAUUUUAGUGAAAUUUUACUCAUAGAAAAUGAUUAUUUUGAUAUGUAAACUAACAUUUUAUCAAGAAAAGAAGCUUAAUUGAUAAAUAAAUAUCUAAGAGAAUCUACAAUUUAAAUGGAAGAUUAAUUAAAAAGUUAAGAAUUAAAAACUAUAUUAAGUCCUAAUCAUAAAUAGACUAAAACUGUUUAAAUUUAGGAUAAUUUUACACUUGUUCCAUAAGUUGUAAGAAAUAAAGAGCAAUUUAAUAAUUUAUUAAAUUAAAUAAAAAAUGAUAAUGAUAUUGAUAGUUCUUUUCCAAUAAGAGACAAUUUAUUUGAAUUAAUUGAUUAUUAGGAUUCAUUAAUUUUAGCUUUAAUGCAGCAUUAAAAAAUAAAAGGUAUUUGUAUUAGUUAAAGUGAACAAUCUGAAUAAUAUAGAAAAGUCAUAAUUGAAUAAAUAAGAUUAGAAAAUUUAUAAUUAUUUCCUCAAUUUAUAUAAUAAUUAAGUAAUUAUUUACAUGGAAAUGAAAUAACAAUAAAAUUGGUUCAUUAUAUGUAAAAUGAAAAAUUAAUUGAUUGUGAAUAUUUAAAAGUUGCAUUAAAAUAAGAAGGAUUUAGAUGGAAGUAAUAGACAAAUGAUAGUGGAAGAAAUAUUAGAUACACAAUAUAUUAUAAGAAAAAGGAAUAUCAACAAUAGUAAAUGAAUCAAUUUAAAUUUAAUUUUCAUGUUCAUAGUACAAAACUAAAUUAAUUGAUGCAAUUAGUUUAUAAUAAUAUUGAUGAUAGUACUAAUGUAGCAUAAAAAUUUAAACAUUAUGUUGAUUCAAGAAAAUCUGAACAUAAUCCUACUUAAAUAAAAUUAAAACCAAAAAUAUAUGAUGAUAGAGUUGUUUUAUUAGAUGUUAAAUUAAAAAUACCAUCUUUUUAAACAGAAGUUCGAUAUGAAUAUAAAUAUUACAGAAUUGUAUUUAAAUUAUUCAUUAUUAGAUUUAAGAUCCUGAAAUUACUAAUAUAUCUUUUAUGGAAAUAGAUGGAUAAAUUGUUUAUGCUUUAUCUUUAUUAGAUAAUGAUUAUUAUAUCCUUAUUUCUAAAGAUUAAAUAUGUCAUGAGUAAAUUUAAAUAUCUUAAUUUUAACCAACAGAAGAAGAUCUCUCUAUACCAAUGUUUUGUUAUAAUGAUGAAAUUGCUGAUGUUUUUAAUCAUCAUAUCAAUUUAUAAUUUGAACACCUCAUGACAAUCAAAAGAAAAGUUAAUACUGAAAAAUAAUCAAUUGAAAUAGCACCAGAUAAUUUUUAUUUCUCUAUUUUUUAUGAUGGUCAUGUAAUAAAUUCUUUUAAAAUUAAACAACAUCAUUUAAUAAAAUUUAAGCCAUUUAAAUCAUAAAUCAACAUUAGUGAUGAUAUUAAAAUUGAUAAAUCUAAAUUUAUGUUAUAAUGUCUUCCCUUAAUCCAAAAAAAUAUUGAAUCUGAACCUUUAAAAAUCAUGAUUAAGAAUCAUGAAUGUAUUUGUGCUUUAGAUAAUUAUGCAAAUUCUAGAAAAUGGAUUAUUUAUACAAUUGUUGGUUGUCAAGAGAAUUAAUUAAAAGAUGUACUUGAAUAGUUAAUAACUUAAUUAACAUUAAUUGAUCCGAAUAUAUAAGAAGUUGGUAUAGAGUAAUUUUUAUGAAUAACUUUAGUCUUUAUCAUGAAAUGGUGAAUGGAGAAUUUAUUACAAACAAAAACAUUUAGAAAUAACUUACAUCUCUUGGUUUUAAGUGGAAAAUCUAAGUAAAUGAAGCCAAUGAACACACAAGAUUUACUAAAUAUUUAUUAAAAUUACAAAGAGAAACAUAAGUUGUUGAUAAUAUAGUGAUUCAAUAUUUUUGUACAUAAGAUUUUGCAGAUGUUAAUGUUUAGCCAUUAAUUUAAUAAUUUUCAAUAUUUUAUUAAACUUUGACUCAAUCUCAAUUAGUUGUAAAGAGGGUAUCAUAUUAAUUUAAUAUAUUUAUAUAGAACAAUUUAAUUCCGUUUUCAAAAUAUUAUAAUAAGGAUAUUCCUCCUGAAUUAUAUACAGAUUAAAUGUUAGAAACAAGAAUUUCAUAAAUUUUAUAAAAUUGUAAGUAUGGAACCAAAAACAAAAUUGAUUACAUAAUAUUUAAUGUAAAUUUAUUUAUCAAUAUUAAGAACUAAGUUAUUACAAGUAAUAAGCAUCCAGAAUUAGGAACUAUUUACUUUAUUUAAUUAUUUGACAUUGUCUUAUGUUUCUAUCAAUUGGAGAAAGAACUUAAUACAGAAUAAAUAGCUAAUUUGAUUUAAUAAGUAAAUAAUUCAAUUAUGAUAAGUCUACAAGUGAUGAAAAUGAGUAAAAAGAAUGCUUAGGUGUUGAAUUCAUUCAAUACAGCAAAGCAGGUAGCAAUUAUUCAAUGGAGAUCAACUUUAAUAUGGAGAAAAACAUUACAAUAGAGACAUAAAAUUUUAAAACAAUAUCGAAACCUUACUUUAUUGGUAUAAUUGAGCCUAAUUGGUAUGAUAAACAUAAUUAGAUGAUUGCAUCAAUGAUAAUUUUAUGA
Messenger RNA from Paramecium pentaurelia, 3216 nucleotides. NCBI's taxonomy places the organism in Eukaryota, Ciliophora, Oligohymenophorea, Peniculida, Parameciidae. The record is from the annotation of a GenBank genome assembly.